ACCUGAGUGAAUUGAUAAAAGGAAUAACAAUUUGAAGAAGUGUAGUUAAGAGUUGUAGACAGACCGGUAAAGUUGUUGUUGUUGUUGUUAUAUGGUUUACAGAGUGUUGUGUUGAUAUAGUGUGACUUGGGAGUGUGUAGAGGAGACUGACUGGUAGCAUAUAUAAGCUAUAAACAAGAAGGGAAUAAAACUUGAAUAGAAACGGAAGAUGAAGAAGGUUCCAUAUGCACUUGAACUUGCACCUCUCUUCUUUGAUUGGCCUUGGUGGGACCGCACCAACAACUCCACUCACUACCAGAACGCCUUUUUCUACUUCCUCUGUGCUGCUUAUGCUCUCAUCUCCUCUGUUGCUCUGAUUCAGCUUAUAAGAAUUGAACUGAGAGUGCCUGAAUACGGUUGGACAACUCAAAAAAUUUUCCAUCUUAUGAACUUCAUUGUCAGUGGAGUACGUGCAGUAGUGUUUGGAUUUCACAGCCAAGUUUUUCUUUUGCAUCCAAAGGUCUUGAUUUUGGUGUUAUUGGAUCUGCCGGGACUAGUGUUUUUCUCUACUUAUAUACUUCUGGUUCUUUUCUGGGCUGAGAUUUAUCAUCAGGCUAGGAGUUUACCGACGGAAAGACUGAGGAUACUCUAUGUUUCUAUAAAUGGUGCUGUGUAUUUUAUCCAGGUUUGUAUUUGGAUUUACCUCUGGAUAGAUUACAAUAAUGUUGUGGAGUUGAUGGGAAACAUAUUUACAGCAGCUGUCUCAUUUAUGGCUGCAUUAGGCUUCUUGAUAUAUGGAGGAAGGUUAUUUACAAUGUUGAGGCGUUUCCCAAUUGAAUCCAAAGGAAGAAGGAAGAAGCUUCAUGAGGUCGGAUUUGUCACAGCCAUCUGUUUCACUUGUUUUCUGAUAAGAGGCUUGAUGGUUUUGAUUUCUGCUUUUGAUUCAGAUGCAUCUCUUGAUGUUGUGGAUCAUCCUAUUUUGGACUUGAUCUACUACAUGCUGGUUGAGAUCUUGCCUUCAGUUUUAGUCCUCUUCAUCCUGCGCAAACUGCCCCCAAAGAGAAUAUCAGCACAAUAUCACCCUAUCCGUUAACUGCAGUGCAACUAGGAUCUUAAUAUAUUCUUUAACCUGGAGGUUAUGAUUUUAAUGGCACUGUAGUUCAUGGUAUUCUUUUUCUCUUUGGCAUUCUUUUGCUCUUUUUCCCGUCAGGUUUAGUCUCAUGCAGCAGUUCUUUUUACGUGUAACAAUCAGCUGCGGCUACUUAGGUAGAACAAUUUGGACUUUUCCUUUUUUUUUUUGUUGGUUUAAAUGAUGUUGAGAUUGUGAUUUUCUGCGGUUAUAGGUCCAUGUAUGUAAAAGGGAAUUGAGAGGUGUUGACAGAGGAGAUUAAGGAAAUAGAAUAUUUUGUGUAGUUUCAAGAUUAUGGUUGCAGGCUGUUUCCAGACCUUUGUUUUGCAUGUUUGUAUGUGCAGAACAAACUGGGAACGAUGUAUUCAUUCUUUUCCUCAACACUCCAUAGGGUGUUUGAUGUUUGCCAAAAUAUAUACUGCCACAAAAAAUUGAGAUUGUUGCAAGAAUGAGUUAGCACUUUUGUUUGAACGAGUUUAAAUUGUGAAUGGGAAAUUGUGAAUGUAUAUCAAAAGAUCAAGCAAUUCGGUAUUACGUAGCACUAGACACAAAUUUUUUUCCAUGUUUGUCUCUUCCUGUCCAAGUAAGCUAAAUAGAUUUUCCGAUGUAGCUUACUUUCUAUUCAAUGAUUUCCUUUGCAUUAUUUAAAGGUAAAAGUCUAGCCUCAUAACUUCAGUUUUCAAGCUUUAAACAUGUGCAAUGUGAUUUUUAAACUUUUUUGAAUUGUGUUUUUCAAUCUUUUUGUUUAAAUUUUAUUGAACGUUAACAAUUCUUUCUUUUAAUUUCAGAAUCAGCAUCCACUUGAAGCUAAACCGGAGAGGGUAAAUUAAACUUUUCUUGCUACAAAAUAGUCAUAUGAUUCUUUUUGGUAGAUAAAUAGUCAUAUGAUUUGAAUAUGGUAAUAUGUGUUGAGAUACCUUGAAUUUGUGUCUCUGAGUUUUAACUAUUGUUCUCUUCCAUGUUAUGAAUUAUUAUGGUGAGUUAUGAAUCAUUAUAUACACAAACUUUAAAAGCUUAUAAGAUAUUUUUUUUAUAUGUAUCUUGUAUUUUAUAUUCACAAAUUACAAUAAAUAGAAAUUUUUUAAUUUGAUUAUGGAUGUAAGUUUCAUUGACUGAACCACAUUGAUUUUUGUUGUUCUUCUAAUUACUUUGUUUUCUUUUGUCAUAACAAUUGAUAUUAAGAGCUUAGUUUUUUUUUUAAGGACUAAUUUUAGUGAUUAUAAUGUCUUUAAAUAAAUUUAAUAUUGAAAAAUUCAAUGGAUAGAAUGAUUUCACUUUAUGAAAAUUAAAGAUGAAGACAAUUUUUGUAGAUUAACAAUGUAUAACAACAUUAAACGGUAAAGAAAAAUUGUUUGUGACUCAGAGAAAUGUAAAGAAGAAAUAGAUAAAGAAAUAAAUAUUGAAAAAGAUGGAUUGUAUAAUUCUAUUGAGAAUAACUUAUUAAGUUCUGCAAGAAAUAAUUGACAAAAUAACAGCUGCAGAAAUGUGACAAGCUUCAAGAAAGAUAUCAAAAGGAAUUUUUAACUAAUUAAUUGUACUAAAAGCAACAUCUAUGUAUCUAGCAAAUAUCUAAGAAUAUGUUAGUGAGAAAUUAUAUUGAUAAUUUUAACAUAAUUAUCCUAGAAAGUUAAAAUUAAUGAUAAAAAUUAUAUUAUUAUUUUGUUGUAUUUUUGUCUGAAAUUAUUUGAGUAUUUAACAACAUAAAAGUUAAGAGUAAAAUAAAUACAUUUUUUAUUUAUAUUAUUAUAUUUUAGUAGUAUUUAUUUCAUUGUUCACAUAAAAUUUAUUUUUAUUUGAGUUGUAUGAUAUAUCUCGCAAACAUUAUUUCUUGUAUAAAGUUUUUAUCUUAUUAAUGUAUACAUAUAUAUGUUAUUUUACCGGAAGUUUAACGGUGAUGCAAAAAAAAAAAAUCAACAAUCUUUUAUAUUUCUUUCUUGCGCAUACUUGCUUAUAUUCACAAGAUAACAAAUAUUUUCUUUUUUAAAUUGUCACACUUUCUGUUGUAAAAUAUUUUAAUUAAACUUGGUAAGCAAAUAUGACGCUCUAGAGAAAAUCAUUGAUGUUAUAAAUGCAAUACUACUAUCAAAUUACUCCUCAUCUACCAUUUUGCAUGUACCUGUGGAAAGUAAAAAGAUUAUUGUGUACGUUGAAUUAAAAGCUUAUAGCAUUUUGCAUAUCUCAAAUUCACAUUGGAUGCUUUGCAUAGUUCUGUUGGAUUCAAAGAAUGAGGACGAGAUGCGAGAUAUUUUAAUAAAAAAAGAAUGGACGGAAAGAGUUCCAUGUUUGUUUAGUAAGAGGAAGAAAAUAAAGAUAAAAAUAACUUUGAAAUCAAACAUGAAAAUAGAGGAAUUUUAUCCUGCAAAAAAACAUUAUGAUGGUAGUCUUCUGUCAUAACAUAACUGGAAGGCGCCUCAUGUGAUAAAAAACAGAAGAAUAAAAUAAUAUGAAAGAAAAAUAAUAAAGAAGGGGA
This is a messenger RNA of Abrus precatorius (Indian licorice), 3578 nucleotides long. RefSeq names its product tobamovirus multiplication protein 1-like. Gene Ontology annotation, cellular component: plant-type vacuole membrane. Lineage: Eukaryota; Viridiplantae; Streptophyta; Magnoliopsida; Fabales; Fabaceae. The transcript is spliced from 11 exons. The record is from RefSeq and is a predicted model, not a curated record. Bases 209 to 1072 code for a protein of 287 amino acids.